GCCGGCGGCGGGGGAGGAACUACUCUGAGGAGCCCCCGCUGGCUCCGAGCCCGUGAGCGGCGGACGCAGUGUCCGAGGGAUUAUUUUUCCUCCCCCCAGUGGUUAUUUUGGAUCGGGCUGCGGCGGCGGAAGGAGCGUGAAGGCAACGCUUCCGCUCAGUUUUCCUGCGAGGAGGAGCGGCGCGGCGCGGCGCGGAGCGGGUGGGGCCGCAGGCGCUCAACUUGGUCGCGGUCUCUGGGGCUGCUGUGCGCCCCCCCGUGACGCAGCCGCCUCCUGCCCCGGCUCGGCUCGGCCCCGUCCUGUCCCGUCCCCUGGCCGCGCUCAGCGCCUCCCCUCCCGCCGCUUCCUCCCCUCUCCGCCGCCGCUUCCCGUGGGGAGGAGGAGGAGGAGGCGCUGCUCGUCCGUCCGCCCGCCCCGCGCCGCCGUCUGCAGGAAUUUGCGCUGGUGCCGCCGCCGCGGCCGCCCGGGGAAGGGGCUGAAGGCGGCGGCGGGCGAUGAGCUGCGGCUGCGGUAGGACGGCGGAGCCGUGGAGCCCUUCGCAGGCGGGAGCCGGGGGCCGCCCCGCCGGGCCCCGCUGAAGCGGCCGGGAGCCGGGGCUGCCCGCGGGGCAGGGCGAGGAGAGCUCCGCCUCAGCCCCGCGCCGCUCGCCCGCGGCCGGCAGAUGUGGGGGGGGACGAUGGUGGGGUUUCUGGGGAGGUCCUGCUGCGCCCUGCCUGCGUCGCUGCUGCUGCUCCAGCUCCGGCUCGGAUCGCGGUGAGGAAAAAAAUGAGCGAAGAGACGGCCAACUCUAACCACGAUAAUAGUUAUGCACGAGUGCGAGCUGUGGUGAUGACCCGGGAUGACUCAAGUGGCGGAUGGUUACCACUUGGAGGGGGUGGACUGAGCUAUGUCACAGUCUUCAAAGUCAUUCACCAGGAAGAGAAUAGCUGUGCUGAUUUUCUUAUCCAUGGAGAACGACUCAGGGAUAAAACGGUGGUCUUGGAAUGUACAUUAAAGAAAGACCUCAUUUACAACAAAGUUACCCCAACUUUUCAUCACUGGAAGAUUGAUGACAAAAAGUUUGGCCUCACCUUUCAGAGUCCUGCUGAUGCAAGAGCAUUUGACAGGGGUAUUCGUAGGGCUGUAGAGGAUAUCUCUCAAGGUUGUCCACUAUCACAAAGUGAAGCUGAGGCAUCUGAAGAUAGCUAUCAAACAACUCAAGAAAAUACUUCCAGUUCCUUAACAAAAGAACAUCUUUUCCAACCUGAAACUGUAGUAACCAAUGAAUCUUACAAAAGUUCAAAUAUAAAGCCCUCAACAUUUGAAGAUUUAAACUCCAGAAGAUCCUAUUUUCCCAGUCAACCAAACCAGGUCCCAUUGAAGUCAAUCAGACACGUCAGUUUUCAGGAUGAGGAUGAAAUUGUUAGGAUAAACCCUCGUGAUAUUUUAAUACGUCGUUAUGCAGACUACAGACAUCCUGACAUGUGGAAAAAUGACCUGGAGAGGGAUGAUGCAGACUCAAAUAUACAGCUUUCUAAGUCAGACAAUAAAAAAUCUGAUUAUCUGUACCCAUGUGGGGAUGGGACUAAGUUGAAUUCACUAAAAGACUCAAAGAGUUCAGUGGUAUUUAAAACACAGCCUUCCUCAUUAAAAUUUAAAAACUCAAAAAGAAGGAAAGAGGAUGGUGAACGGUCACGCUGCAUAUACUGCCAGGAGAGGUUUAAUCAUGAAGAGAAUGGCAGGGGAAAAUGUCAAGAUGCUCCAGAUCCUAUUAAGAGAUGCAUCUACCAAGUUAGUUGCAUGCUUUGUGCAGAGAGCAUGCUGUAUCACUGCAUGUCAGACUCUGAAGGAGAUUUCUCUGACCCUUGCUCAUGUGACACUAGUGAUGACAAGUUCUGCUUACGAUGGUUAGCACUGGUAGCAUUGUCAUUCAUUGCACCAUGUAUGUGCUGCUACUUCCCCUUGAGAUCAUGCCAUCACUGUGGUGAGGUAUGUGGGUGCUGUGGAGGAAAGCAUAAAGCUGCUGGAUGAACCAGUCUAGUGACAAAUAGAGCUGAAAAUCUUUGUUUCCAGAAAACAUCUAACUUGGAUUUAUGGAAGCUUUUGGCAAGCAGAACGGCAUCUUGUCUCAUGUGAGAGAUGCUUAAUAUGGAAGAAGCAACAAGACUUGCCAGAUAUUGGCAUUUUACAAAUGCUAGCCAUGCCUUAAGAGCAUGGUGUUUCAUUGCAAGUUGUGAAGGUGUUUUGCAAAGGAAAGCCUUUUCUUAUUAUUGGCUAUAAAAUGAGUAUAUAAACUACAAUUAUACUAAAAGGGAUUAACUUUUGCCACUUUGUACAUUCAUGGUUUAGGUGAUGGGGCUCUUACAAAGGAUUAAAACUUUACGAGGAAUUAAACUAAAAGUGCACUAGUGACAGUUGAUUUAAGACUAAGAAAAGUUAAUACUUGGCAAAUGAGAGAAAUGAAACUGAUUUAAGUGCAACUAAAUCACUUAUUAAUAGUUUUUGGACGCAACUUUAUGUAUAAAUAACAAAUGUUUAUAUUUAACUAAAUGUGUAAGGUACGAAUUAUUACAUAUUACACUUUACUUCCCCCUCCCUAUUAUAUAGUAGGUAUGGACCAUAUCUACUGUCACAUUCCACAAUAGCAUUUUAAAUAUUUAAUUAGUUUAUUUAGGAGCAUUACUAUUCCAGAUGGACAAACAUGUUUCCAGUCCAAUUUCCCUUCAAUUGCAGUUCGUGUUGAGUUGUAUCCAUACGUUCUGGUAAUCUAAAAACCUUUGAAAUAGUAAUUAUUAUAGUCUUAAGUGACCAAUAUUUUUAAGCACAGAUGUAAUUGUCUAAAAUGUUCUCAUAAGAACGUAACAUGUAUUUUUUUUAUAUAUAAAAGUCUUCGGUUUCAACAUUAUAGCAAAAAAGGAAGUUUUCUGUUGCUCAACCAGCAAGUUGUUUUCUUUUUGGGGUGUCCUCCAAAAUAUUUUAUUGCAUUUACAAAUGUUUAGCAAAGCAAAAGGUUCAAUAAGGCAGUUGUAAUCCGAUGUCAUCAGCAUUCUCAGUUUAUCCUUCUGUUAAACUAGGAUCAUGUUCAGCUGUUCAUAAGUGCUGUGAUUAAACUAAAAGAUUAAUAAUAAUACUGAAAUCAUUUUCCUUAUUUUGAAUUGAAACAUCUCUUUAUUUGAACUGGCAAAAAAAAAAUUGGUGCGGAAAAAUGCCUUUGCUUGAUAAAAUAAAUUGCAGCUCAAGAAAAAUUGGAGUGAGCUUUUUUUAUGAAUGAAAUUGAUGGGGAAGAAAUGGAGGAGAGGGUGGGGGAUGGAGAAGAAUGUUUAAUGUAUUUGAAUUAUCCAUAACGUGUGCUAUGGUGUUGUAUUAUUGAAUGUUUAAUUUACAAUAUAAUUGGCUAAGUAUUAACAGAUUAACCCUUAGAGAAUUUUUUAACAAAUUGUCAUGACUAUUACUGUGGUACAGCAAAUACAUGUAUACAUUUUAAUUAUACUUGUGUUAAGACUCUAGUAAGAGUAAAGGCAUUCAUUCAUUUAGGAAGGUACCUAUAUGGGGCUGGAGUAGAAAAGAAUGUCCUUAAUAUACUCUUGCUACAAAAAACAUUGUAUGUUUAGUUUUAAAAGACCAGUUUUGUUUUGUUUUUCCUCUUUCUUUUUUGCUGCCUUGUAUCUAAUUUUUCUUUCUACAUAGAUUAGAUUUUGUUAAUUCACCUUUGUAGCCCAGGAAUUAAAUUCCAAACAAAUGUAUAUAACACUAUCUGUCUGUAAAAUACUUUUUUAAAGAAAGCAUUUAUAUUUAUAUGACAGCCUGAACUGACCACAUUGUACAUAGAUCAUCUUGAAAUAUUAUUUCACAUUGAAAAGAAGACAAAUAUAUUAAUAACUAUAGAAGUUAUGAAAGAGCUUCUAGUUUUGUACUAAAAUGGAUUGGAUUAACUAAGUCCAAGAACAUGACACUGUAGCAGCAGUCUUAAGUCUUGUUUUUACUGUUUAUAUAUUUGAAAGCUGCUACACUGGAUGAUUUUCAUGCUUCACACAUUUUCAGCUAAACUUGGUUGCCUAGAAUAGACUGUUAACUUUAAAAACUACUUUUCAUUGAUGAAAUGGGAAUGGUUUUCUUGUGAAUAAAAUGUAAUAUUUGUAAGUGCGAGGUUUGUAACUCCCAAUUGAGCGAGGUCUGAACAACCUAAGAAAAGAACUUGCUGGCUGUACAGGACAAUCCUGUAGAAUUGUAUUGUGUAUAUACUUCAGGAAGAAACGAGUUUAACAAUUUCCUCUGAGCACUAUUCCACAUAGUGCAACUCCCAGUCCUGUACUGUAUUUUAUAUGCAACGUAUAUGCUUUAAUAUUUUUACUGAACGUUUGCAUUAAUAUUUUCAAUUUGCAUUUAACCACUUUGCUGCUAAAUUUUUGUCUCCAUCUUUUCCUUUACUCUUUUUUAAAGAUUUCAUUUGGCCUAAUUAUAAAAAAAAAAGUGAAUAUGGCUGUUGUUAGCCAUCUUCCACAUAGGUCUUUCUAGCUGUAUACCCAAUUCAAGACUAAUUAAAAGAACUGCAAUGAUAAGACAGUGAUGCAAAGGUUGCGUAUAGUAGAGCACAUAUGUAUAUGCCUUUCUCUGCCAUUUGGAUUCUUAUUUUCUUUGGGAGGCAUGCUCUGAGUAGCCAAAAAGGAUAUCAUGGAGCGAGCCAUUCUGGAACUCUUGCAUCCUAUCUUUGAACUAGUUAGUCUGCAAGGUGUCACCCCUUCCUGCCUUCUGUUUUAUGACAGUUAAACACCUUUACCUUGCUCUCUCCUGAAAUCCUUUUUCAUAUUUUCUGGAAGGGAAAAGGUAACUAUUUUUUUCUAAAGUUAAUUCUAGUUUCAGUCAAACACAGUACAUGAGCUUUGUGGUGCCAUGUGGCAGGCUUCUGUUUUAAAAAAACCAACAUCAAAUGUUUCAUUCCCGGGUUUGGUGAGGGCUGUAGUUAGAAAAUUAAAAGUCCCUAAGGGGAAAGAGGUCAACUUUAGCACUUGAGCACCAUCUACUGGAAAAACUGGAGACAACCAUGAUUCAGAUGUAAUCUUUAAUAUAAAUAGACCAGUCAUUUAUUGUAUUUGGCUGGCAGUUAGUGUGGCAUUUCAGCUACAAGAAGAUACUAAGUCUAACGUAUAAAUUUAAUAAUAAAAAAUGAGAAUAAGAACCGUAAUGUCAUUCCUGAGACCUUAUUAUGCUUUUUUAAAUCUUUCAGUAUAUAUGACUUCAAAAUACUAAUGCUCAUGCAAUAACAGAAAUUUGGACCAUAGAUUUUUCUGUUAAGAAUAAACUAGAAAGAUUGUCAUGACCUGUAGAAGAUCAAAGUAGACAUCAUGCCAGAAGAAAGUGUUCUUUUAAUGUUCUGCCACUGGGCCUUAAGAAUGAUGUGUCUGAGGCAGAAUGGUGGUACAAACACUUCUGACUAGUUUUUUAAAAUAAAUUUGAAUACACACUCACACUCCAAUACUCAUGAAAGGUGGACCUGCAGAGUUCAAAGCAAGAUUUUAAAAAUGUACUAAGAAUAACCUUUACUUACUAUGGUAAUCAUUUACUGAAUAGAAUAGUUAAACAGCUAAAUACAAUUUUAAAAAGUUUCCAGAGCACAAGUGAGAGGCUCAAAUCAUGCACUUUCCUCUGGACAAAGCAAGAGACUUUGGAAAAUUAAUACAUUUUGCAUGUUGCAAUGUAGUACUGAUUCCAACGUGUUCUCUUCUAGAUGAUCUUUCCAUGUGUACCUGGAGGAUAAUGUUAAACUCCCAUGUAAAUAACACACAAGUUUUAAAUUGGACUUUAAGUUUUCAUAGAACUUAUACAAGUUCUUACAAAAGUUGUAUAUGGACAAUACAGUGAUGCAUAGAAAUUAAUAAAAGGAAGUUCAAGAUGGUAGUUGGCCAUCAUAUAUAAAAUAAAAAAGCAAAGCCUUAUGGUACUGUUAGUCCAGCAGCCAGGUGGUUAAAACUUCCAUAUGCUUUGGUGCACUGAUAAAUGUUAAGCAUUUUUCUGAAAGCGUCUUUAAUAGAAAAAGUUGUGCUUAGUUUCAAGAAUUCUAAAACAUCUAGUGGAGAAACCUUUGUAUUUGAAGCUGCAGUAUAAUCUGUACAUAGAUUUUUUGCUUGUGAACACUGCUUCUUCUUUUCCUUGGUGCCAUUUGCUUUCCACCCUAAUGACCUCAAAGUGCCUCACUUGUAUAUUAUUUCCAUUAAAAUCUUAACUGCUAUUUCUUUCUACUAAAUUAUGUAUAAUUUAGUUUAAUUCAUGCCAUAGAUGUUUUUCUUUGUAUAAGAAUAUAGCUUGUUACUUUUGAGUAUAUAAUGUAAAUAUGCCUAUAAGUUUGUAACUGUUUUGUUACAUCAUACCCUUGUAAGUUGACAUAUCAGAUAAUAUCAUAAAACAGUUUGUUUCAAUGUUUUCCUGCAAUUACCUGAUUAAAAUUAUCAUAAAAUUAAA
Molecule: messenger RNA, 6435 nt
Organism: Alligator mississippiensis (American alligator)
Lineage: Eukaryota; Metazoa; Chordata; Crocodylia; Alligatoridae
Gene: SPRED1
Product: sprouty related EVH1 domain containing 1
Exons: 6
Coding region: 766-2010 (414 amino acids)
Biological process (GO): negative regulation of MAPK cascade; multicellular organism development
Cellular component (GO): membrane
Molecular function (GO): protein kinase binding
Source: RefSeq, a predicted model, not a curated record